Chlamydomonas reinhardtii is the source of this 3789-nucleotide messenger RNA. RefSeq lists its product as uncharacterized. NCBI's taxonomy places the organism in Eukaryota, Viridiplantae, Chlorophyta, Chlorophyceae, Chlamydomonadales, Chlamydomonadaceae. Gene Ontology annotation, biological process: amine metabolic process. Gene Ontology annotation, molecular function: quinone binding; copper ion binding; primary methylamine oxidase activity. The transcript has 18 exons. Bases 351 to 2648 code for a protein of 765 amino acids. The record is from RefSeq and is a predicted model, not a curated record.
GCAAUUCAACAAAAAAAUUCAGCGAUAGGAUGACCGGCUGCUGCUGCAGCUGCCAGCGCGGCUUGUCAUCCAAGUCAUGGGAUCCAUCCAGGCCCCGGACAUUUGUAUAAAUGCCGUCGAGGUCAAACUGCUUCGCUAGACGCAAUCCUUGUGUCUCUUACAACUCAAAAGUCCUGCUCGCGAAAGCUAGAACCACGCCCGCGCGGCUGGUAAUUCUGUCGACCGCGGUAUCCAGGUCCUUGCUUGGCCACACUUGAUGGCCACGGUCUGUGGAGCCAUUCUACAAUUUAUUAGGGCUAGUCGCAAUAGCGGAGCAGUCCUCUGCUCAACAAAUUCCUCGAUUUGUGGACAUGGCGACAGCUUUCAAUAUGACGACCUCAAACGCCAGUGUCAAGCCCAGCGCACUGGAGACUGCGACCGUGCCGCACCCGCUAGAGCAGCUGUCCGCGGACGAGGUGCGGCGCGCUGCCGAGGUCGUCAGGCGCUACGCCGCGGGCGCCGGGCUGGGCACCCUGCGGUUCAACACCGUCAUGCUGCGGGAGCCGCCCAAGAGGUACCAGCUGGCGUUUGAGCGCGGCGCCGUUCCCCGCCCGCCGCGUGUAGCCGAGGUGGUGCUGGUGCUGCCGCAGUCCGCUGGAGUGGCGGAGGCGCUGGUGCGGCUGGCGCUGCCGCCCGCCGCCGCGGAGGCCGCGCCACUGGGGCCGCCGCCGCCGCCCGCCUCCGUGGCGGUGUGGCCCGCCGCCUCCGCCUCCCCCUCCGCCUCCUCGCCCUCCACCCCCGGCGCUCCGUUCAUCGGGCCCGACACCGUGGCCCCGCCGUGUGCUGAGCUGGGCGCGCAGCUGCUGCUGUGGCGCAAGCUGGAGGGCGUGCACCCGCUGACCAGCCCUGACGACAACUCCGAGGCGGAGGCCAUCAUGAAGGCCAGCCCGGUGCUGAGGCAGGCGGUGGCGGAGCGCUACGGACUGAGCGAGGCCGAGAUCGACGAACAGCUGAUGUGCGACACCUGGGCCUGCCACAACGCGCCCCGCCACCUGGCCGGCCGCCGCCUGAUGCAGGGCUUCCUGUACCUCAAGCUGCGCGGCGGGCACGACAACGAGUACGCGCACCCGCUGGACCUCACGCCCAUCGUGGACCUCAACACCCGAGAGGUGGUGCACAUGGACGCGUACGACAGGCCCUGCUCCGUGCACCGCGGCCCGGACGCCACCGGCCACAACUACUCGCGCUCGCUGGUGGACACGGGCGUGCGGCCCUGGCGCGACGACAUCAAGCCCCUGCACGUGGUGCAGCCCGAGGGCCCCAGCUUCAGCCUGGAUGGCCCGGUGCUGAGCUGGCAGCGCUGGCGCAUGGUGCUGGGCUUCAACGGGCGCGAGGGGCUGGUGCUGCACAACCUCACCUACACCGACCCGCUGGCGCCGCCCGGUGCGCCGCCGCCGCCCGGGCCCGGCCGCGUGCGCCCGGUGCUGCACCGCGCCAGCCUGGUGGAGAUGGCGGUGCCGUACGGCGACCCCCAUGUGCCCUACACCCGCAAGUGCGCGCUGGACGUGGGCGACUACGGCUUCGGGCUGUGCGCCAACAGUCUGGAGCUGGGCUGCGACUGCCUGGGCCACAUCACCUACAUGGACGCAGUGGUCAACAACGCCAAGGGCGAGGCUGUGGUGAUCCGCAAGGCGGUGUGCAUCCACGAGGAGGACGCAGGAAUCAUGUGGAAGCACUGGGACUGCCGCACGGGCGCCGCCGAGGUGCGGCGCAGCAGGCGGCUGGUGGUGAGCCAGGUGUCCACCUUCAUGAACUACGAGUACGCCAUGUACUGGUACUUCUACCAGGACGGCACCAUCCACUUUGAGCUCAAGCUGACGGGCAUCUUGUCCACCAGUGUGUGCCCCGAGGGCGAGGCCGCCGCCGCCGCCCCCUUCGGCGUGCGUGUGGCCCCCGGCGUGAACGCCACGGUGCACCAGCACUUUUUCUGCAUGCGCCUGGACCCGGCCAUCGACGACACGGAGGGAGGCAGGCACGUGGUGGUGGCUGAGGUGGAGGCUGUGCCGCUGCCGCCGGGCGGCGACGACAACCCGCACCGCAACGGCUUCCGCAUGGUGGAGACGGAGCUGACGCGGGUGGCGGCGGCCAGCCGCAACCACAACUUCAACACAGCCCGGCACUGGUCCAUGAAGAACCCCUUCUCGCUCAACCCCAUCUCCGGCCGCCCCGUCAGCUAUCGCCUCAUGCCCGCAGCCAGCCCCGCGGUUAUGGCCGCGCCCGACAGCCUGGUGGCUCGCCGCGCCGAGUUCGCGCGCAAGCAGCUGUGGGUGACGCCGCACGUGGACGGCCAGCGCUACGCGGCGGGCGAGCACGUGGUGCAGAGCGAGGCGUGCAUGGGGCUGGGCGUGUGGACGGCGCAGGACGCUCCGCUGCUGGGCUCGGACCCGGUGGUGUGGUACUCGUUCGGCGUCACCCACGCGCCCCGCGUGGAGGACUUCCCGGUCAUGCCGGUGGAGGUGUGUGGCUUCUCCCUCAAGCCCGACGGCUUCUUCGCGGGCAACCCCGCAGUGGACCUGCCGCCCAGCCGAGACCCAGCCAGCAAGGAGGAGAUGGGGCGGGCAGGCGGCGCAGGCGGCGGCUGCUGCGCGCUGCCCAAGUCCAAGCUGUGAUGGAGAUAAGAGGCGGCGCGAGCGGCGAUGUGCAUCACGCAUUCCAUAUCGUAUCGGCACCAGCGCACUGGGGGCGCAGCCCUGGCGUGUCGCCUGCUGAGCGCUGCUCCACACAACACGUCACGUCUGAGCGCAAACUGUCAUACCGAGUUGAAGCAUUUCGACAUGUGACUUCAUCCUUUGAGAGAGUGGGCUGUGCGCAUGUGUGCGCCUGCAUUCCUCUUUGUGGGCGUGGCACGUGCCUGUGCAACUCGGGUGUGGCCGCGCCCCGUCGACGGCAUUGAGAUUGCUGCCGUGUGUGCGUGUGUGUGCUCAAGGGAAACAGAGCGAGUGCCCAUUCAGGGAGACCUUUGGAUUGCGUUGAGGCUUGAAGGGAGACGGCUGAGGAGCGGGGUGCUCAGAGCGGUGAGCAUAAAGAGGGGCCGAGGGGAGGGGAGCUGCUACACAGGUUUGGGUGCAAGCGAGCAGGGAGUGUGGCGCAUUGUCAACAGAGGGCUUGCACUAAAGCAUCUUGUCUUGUAUUCUAAUCGUAUCUGCUUAGUGCAUGUGGAAUAGCCGGCCAGGGCUUUCUGCUGUACCGCCUGUACCCGUGUACCACCACAACCACACACCUGAUCAGGGCCCGCCUGUUUCUUGUGGCCCUUGCAGCAGGAAUUCUUGAUUGCUCUUUAGCACUCGUAGCAUCCCUUUUGCUGUUCUAUCGUCAGAAGGCAAAGGUGGGGCCAGACCACCGCAGCCAUGACAUGUUGGUUAUUAUACUUGGCCUGACGGAGGGGAGGAACUAUUGUUGCAGGGGUUCAAAACGGGACUGCGUCUGCCUCGCGGCUGUUAGGUCUGCGUGUUUGCGAGAGUGUGAGCAUAGGGUGGCACGUUCCAAAUGUUGCGUGUGUCUUGUAUGCUGCCUGGGGCCAGUGUGCCUGGGGCACAGGCGGGCGGACGAGUGGUGCCGGCGGUAGGGAUUACGCUGGAUGUGACGCCGGCGCGGCUGGGGCAGAUGCGGUGGGUUGACGGCGUGGGCGGCGGCUGGCGGGAGGCGGGGGGCAGAUGGACGUGUGGAUCUUUGCUAAGCGUCCGUGAGCAUCAUUGAGUUGGAGCACACCUGUGUUGUUGUAUUUUAACUACCACAGAAACCACUGAAGCU